This is a messenger RNA of Vigna angularis (adzuki bean), 1013 nucleotides long. RefSeq lists its product as uncharacterized. NCBI's taxonomy places the organism in Eukaryota, Viridiplantae, Streptophyta, Magnoliopsida, Fabales, Fabaceae. The transcript has 4 exons. The record is from RefSeq and is a predicted model, not a curated record. Bases 71 to 853 code for a protein of 260 amino acids.
UAUAAUAAACAAAAAUGGUUGAGAAGUGAAGUGAGAUAUAUUAUUAUUAUAGCAUCACUUGUAAUCAUAAAUGGCAUCGAACUCAAUUCACAUGUUGUUCGUUUCUUCCUUCAGUUUGUGUUUCCCAAAUUCAUCUCGCUUUCAACUUUCAAAGCUCUCACCACAAUUUAAACCUCUGAAUUCCAUUCCUCUCAGUGGAAGGAAACACUGCAACAUUGUUCGAUUUCCCAGAGAAAGAACAAGGACCAGAGCAACCAUUGAUGAUGUUGAAACAGACCAACUUUCCUCAACACCCAUUGUUGAGAAUGAGAAAGCCAAAAAGGAUGUAGAGGAAAGUGUGAAAGUGUUAAAAGAUGCAGCUAAGACAAGAAAGGUUGCAGCAGAGGAGGUUCUUUCUGCACUGUCUAUCCUUGAGAAAGCAAAAGUUGAUCCUUCUGGUUUUUUUGAAACCCUCGGUGGCAAUAAAUCUCCUGGGAGGACCUGGAUGCUGAUUUUUACUGCUGAGAAAAAAUUAAAAGGUGGUCGGUAUUUUCCUCUCACAGCAGUUCAGAGGUUUGAUGCCACUGCAAAGAGGAUCGAAAAUGGAGUAUAUCUUGGACCCAUCGGACAGUUAACAUUUGAAGGCAGACUUUCAUGGAAAAAGAGAAUACUGGCUUUUGUUUUUGAGAACAUACGAGUAAAACUUGGACCCUUUCAACCUCUACAGAUCAGUCUAGGAAAAAAGGAAGAUAGGGAACCGGACAAUAAGGAUCCUUUCUUCAUCUGGUUUUAUGUUGAUGAGGAAAUUGCGGUUGCUCGAGGCCGGAGUGGAGGAACUGCAUUCUGGUGCCGGUGUCGGCGGGUCAAUAACUGAUUCUUUCUAACUUUUUUUGUUUUGAACUUUCUUUUCAACUUCUGAAUUUGGAUGGAGUGAUUUAUGUAUAUAUGUAAGCAUUUAACUUCAGUUGGAGGUAAACAUAAUUGUUCUUGUAUAUUAUUGUAUAAUUAUAUUGAAGUUCGUGUGUUUCAUGAUA